Molecule: messenger RNA, 663 nt
Organism: Pezoporus flaviventris
Lineage: Eukaryota; Metazoa; Chordata; Aves; Psittaciformes; Psittacidae
Exons: 7
Coding region: 1-663 (220 amino acids)
Cellular component (GO): membrane
Source: RefSeq, a predicted model, not a curated record
AUGGAGGGAGAAGGCGCCACGGGGGGGGUCGCGCUCCUGACCCGGGUCCUGCCGGGGGGGGGAGGGGACCGGAAGUUGGGGGGGGAGCCCCUGGCGGUGGGGGUUUCCCAGCUCCUGUUGGGGGCGCUGCAGUGCGCGCUGGGGGCGGGGCUGUUCGUGGCCCUGCAGCACCCGGUGGGGGCGGAGCUCGGGGCCCCCAUAGGGGCAGGAGCCGUGCUGAUGGUGUCGGGGGCGGUGCUGGUAGCGAUGGCGCAGAGGCCCUCUGUGGGGCUGGCGCGGGCAGCGCUGGCCCUGGGGGUCGUGGCCUCCAUCGGCUCCUUCCUGGCACUGGGGCUGCAGGGGCUGCUCCUGCCCCACACCUGCCCCACGUGCUACAACCUGGGGCCCUCCCACGAGGGGGCGCUGCUGGGCGCGCACGCGCUCCUGAUGACGUCAGCGGCGGCCGGGGCCGCCCUCGCCGUGACCGGGUCCGUGGCGGCCGCCAGGGGGCGCCCAAAGGCGGGGGGCGGGGCCGCCCGUUGUGAUCUACCAGACGUCACUUCCUGCGUCGGGGGGCGGGGCUUAAGCGAGGCCACGCCCCACCCCCCCUUCUGGCUCCGCCCCUCAAUAAAGGUCUAUGGGCGCUAUAGGGUGUUCCCCGCCCCCGGACGCAGCGCCCCCUAG